Hirundo rustica (Barn swallow) is the source of this 5418-nucleotide messenger RNA. RefSeq names its product male germ cell associated kinase (gene MAK). Bases 1346 to 3304 code for a protein of 652 amino acids. The record is from RefSeq and is a predicted model, not a curated record. Gene Ontology annotation, biological process: protein phosphorylation; cilium assembly; intracellular signal transduction. The transcript is spliced from 15 exons. Lineage: Eukaryota; Metazoa; Chordata; Aves; Passeriformes; Hirundinidae. Gene Ontology annotation, cellular component: cytoplasm; nucleus; cilium. Gene Ontology annotation, molecular function: ATP binding; protein serine/threonine kinase activity.
AGGUGAAGUUUUAUUUAGGAGAACCGGGGUGAAACUCGCAGGCCGGGCGGUGCCCAGUUUCAUGGCCCGAGCGAGCGGCAGGAGCGCCGUGCUCCCCUUGGCGCUGUGGAUGUUACGGAACGUCCCUGCGCACGCUUGCGAGGCGACUCGGUGUCACCAGGGGGAACUGAACUGGAAACAAGCGUUUGUUUCAUUCCCAAGACUGAGAGGGGAUCUCAUUAGUGCGUAUAAUUAUCUCAAAGGCAAGUGCCAAGAGGAUGGUGCCACUCUUUUCAGUGGUGCCCGGCGACAGGAUGAGGAGCAGUGGCCAUAAUCUGAAAAGUUCCACCUCAACCUGAAGAAGAAGUUGUUUACACUGAGGGUGGCAGAGCACUGCAACAGGCUGCCCAGGGAGGUUGUGGAGUCUUCCUCUCUGGAGAGACCACCUGGCUGUGUUCCUGUGUCACCUGCUCUAGGUGACCCUGCCUUGGUAGGGGGUUUGGAUUAGAUGAUCUCCAGAGGUCCCUUUCAGCCAAGGGGCUAGGAGGAGGUAGCUGUGCUGGCAGUGGUAAUCUGCUGAAAAAGUUGGUGUGAGUAAUUUUCGUUUGAAACCAAAGCCAGUUUGGAACAAAACAGGGGAAAAUACUUAAAGGAAACUGGAGUUCUUGUUGUGAUAUGCCCAAUCCUGAAUGCCUGAUACACACAAGUGGAACAAUGUAUUAGAUUUUUAAAGGGACUUAAAAAAAAAAAGGCAGUCUGUUUCAAAGCACCAGUAUUUAUUGUCAAUGUUACUGACUUCUUUCUUGCAGCUGAGCCUCGUGCUUUUAAAUAACUGCUGGUCAUUGAUUAGGGUAAUGGAUUUGAGGUUAAUCUCAAGAGCUGGAUCCACCUGUCGUGGGACCUGAUUACUGGUGGCUUUAGUAAUAUAGAGUCACUACGAAGAGGGUUCUUGUAGCAAAAUUUGUUUGUUGUUUUGUGCUUGGAUUUGGUUUUGGGGUUUGUUUGUUUUUAACUUUUAAAAUCUAUAUCAUCAUACUUUCUGUGCUGUGCAAUACUGCCCAGUCUGAUCAUUGAGAACAGUGCUGUGCCACGGAAACAGUUUUGGUGAUUUCAUCAGUUACUGUAAACAGGAUCUGUGUGAGAAUGACCAUGUUCUUCUGUCUCCCAUUCUUCAUAACUGGAUCUCAAAGUAGCUAUAGUUUGGAAGAAAGCAGUGAAUAUCCUGCUCAGUUAUGAGAAACAUUCACCAACAAAACAGUCUGGAAGAAGAUUUCAUUUAAGAAAAUCAAAGAGCACAGAUCCCUUUAAGGAAACAGAAGCCAUUUAGCAUUUAAUAAGCUUUUGUCUCUCUGAGUCAUAAAAAAAAAUGAAUCGUUACACAAUUAUGAAACAACUGGGUGAUGGCACCUAUGGCAGUGUGUUGAUGGGGAAGAGCAAUGAGUCAGGGGAACUUGUGGCUAUCAAAAGAAUGAAAAGAAAGUUCUAUUCAUGGGAUGAAUGUAUGAAUUUGAGAGAAGUCAAGUCCCUGAAGAAGCUAAACCAUGCCAAUGUAAUAAAAUUGAAGGAAGUCAUACGAGAAAAUGAUCACCUUUACUUUGUAUUUGAAUACAUGAAGGAGAAUCUCUAUCAGCUAAUGAAGGAUAGAAACAAGUUUUUCCCUGAGUCAGUCAUCAGAAACAUGAUGUAUCAGAUAUUGCAAGGGCUGGCUUUCAUCCACAAACACGGAUAUUUUCAUAGGGAUAUGAAGCCUGAAAAUCUUCUCUGUAGUGGUCCAGAACUUGUGAAAAUUGCAGAUUUUGGGUUGGCUAGAGAACUAAGAUCUCAGCCACCUUACACAGAUUAUGUUUCUACCAGGUGGUACCGUGCUCCUGAAGUUUUGCUGAGAUCUUCUAUCUAUAGCUCACCUAUUGAUAUAUGGGCAGUUGGCAGCAUAAUGGCUGAGUUAUACACACUCAGACCACUUUUCCCAGGCACAAGCGAAGUAGAUGAAAUCUUCAAAAUUUGCCAAGUCCUAGGGACUCCAAAGAAGAGUGACUGGACAGAAGGAUACCACCUUGCUUCUGCCAUGAAUUUCCGUUUCCCACAAUGUGUCCCUAUAAGCCUAAAAACUCUCAUCCCAAACGCAAGCAAUGAAGCAAUACAGCUUAUGAGUGAUAUGCUGAACUGGAAUCCAAAGAAGAGACCUACAGCAAGUCAGGCGUUGAAGUACCCUUACUUUCAAGUUGGCCAAAUUUUAGGACCUCCUCCACAGUAUCUGGAGAAGCAGACUCCUGUUAAACCGGUUCAGCCAACAGAGCCAAAGCCAUCUUUACCUAAACUGGAAGCUAAGCCAGAACCUCUGUCUUCACCUGAUUUGCCUGACAAAACACAGCCACAGCCCUUGCCAAAGGUUAACCACCAGCCUCUCCAGCAAAUCCAGUUGCCUCAGAAUACGGCUAACCAGCAAGUACCAAAGCAGCAGCAGCCACAGGCACAACCACUUUUUCCAGUUAUCAAUAAAAACUCAUCGCCUAAACAAGCAGCUAGUGGCCUUCUGAAUGGUGUACUAGGUCCUAAAAACUGCAGAAGACGGUGGGGUCAGACUUUGGUAAAGGCUGUGGAUAGCUGGGAUGACUUGGAUGACCAGGAGUUUGGAAUGUCCUGUUCAAAGAAGCCUAGCAUUGCACUGUUAAAAGAAAAGAAAAACAAGGAAUUUCUUUUUAGUGUGCCAGAACCAAAAGCUUCAUGCUGUAUCCAGCCAGGAGGGGAAAACAAGAUUCUGAUGAGAAAUGAUUCUGAAAGAUCAAAUGCAUCAGCAAAAGAUUACUAUCUAAGCCAAUCAAGAUAUCUGCCUGGCGUAAACCCCAAGAGCGUCUCUUUAGCAGCAGUAAAUAAAGAAGGCUCACACGGAACCUGGAACAACCAGUUGUUUGCUAAAUCACUGGCAAAUGCUGGGGGAGGAUUGACUUACAGCAGAAAUAAUACAGAUGAGAACUUAAUUAUACCUAUUGAAAAGCUAUCAUGCAAAGAAAGGUUGAAUGAAAAAUUAGAAGAUUCAAAAGGAAAUCCUGGCUUUUUAAGUAGUGGUGCUUACAACCCAUCGGGACUAUACACCUCUUCCUUCCAUAAAAAAGAAGUUGGAUCAGCUGGACAACGGAUACAGCUAGCACCUCUUGGUGCACCUGUAUCAGAUUAUUCCUGGAAAAACAAAGCUUCUCGUCCUCCGUUACCAGGUCCUACUUUCAAUGCAACAGCAAAAAACAUGAAUAUCUUAACUCGCCCCCCAACAAUUCAGCGAGUACAUGGAAGAACAGACUGGGUGGCCAAAUAUGGAGGGAACAGAUAGAAAAUGCCAUCCUGUGUGGAUAUUACAUGCUCUGUGUUCAGUUCUUCUGCACAUGGAAACCUGAAAAGCCUAUUUGCUCCAGCUUUUCCUAAAACUAUGCAAUAAUAAAGAAGAAAAAAAACACCUGUAUAGUACAUAUAAGACCAUGUGAAAUACUGGCUGUAAAGUAGGAUGCAAUGAAGUAUUGUACAACACAUAUUGCCAAAACUGAGAUGUAGAUUUCACACAAUGUUUUCUAUAGAUAGAUCUCCUGUUCUCAUACUCUUUGGAACAACUAGGGUUAGGGUUGUUCAUCUAGUGCAACAUCUGCUGCUGGGAUGUGCCUGAAACACACAAGCAGUGCAAAGAAGGGCUGAAGCAGAGCAGCACCAGGCUUCCACGAGUUAGGCUGGUUCCUUAGCAGAAGAUGAGAGUGAAAGCACAGAUCUGAUUUUGUGAAGAACAGCAGUCUCCUGCAAGGAUUUCAGAACUCACUUGUAACUAAAGAGUUACUCAGGGUCUGUAAGGUGCAAAUAUUCAUGUAGCAAUGAGAACUAAAACCCUUGUAGUAGUACAUAGGCAAUCCACUGAUAGAUACUACACAAGGAAGGUCUAGAAAUCUGGCUGAUAGAAGGAUGUUGAAUGAUAUAGCAAUAUUGGAAAAUAGCUAAACAAGUACUGAAUACUAUUUACCGAGCUGUGAAGUGAAGCCUAUCAGAUUCUGCUGUUUUAAUUACCUUAUUGCCAUUUUUGGUCAAAGAUCUGUAGAGAUCUCUGUCCUGUCAAGGGAGUGUCACAGUCUCCUUUUAAAGAGCCUAAAUCACUGUAGUCUGUCAGUCGUUUUAAGGGUGAAUUAGCCAAAAAAUACCUAAGUUAUCACUAAACCCUUGUUCCUACAUGUCCUUAUUGGGUGAUCAGACUAAAAAACAGAGUUUGAAUAGGCUGCAUGAAGAAGAGUAUUGGUCUGUUCUUCAAAGAUAUUGCUUUCUGUUUUAAAUCUGAAAGGCCAACUGAGGUACCUCAAAACAGAGAUAAAACUUAAAUAAUUCAGUAUGUCACUGUUUAUAUGCUCAUUCAUACUUUCCCCAGCUUUUAUGCUAACUUUUAUAAUAAUACUGCCCAAAGGAAUUUGCAAUGUACAGUAAAUUGUUUAUUAGGAUGUUGAGCUGGGUUACUUCUGUUAACAACUGCAUUUAAAAUAAAUGCUUUAGACUUUAUAGUAACAUUAAACUUGCCAUUUUAACAUACAAACUGAGUAUCCUCUUUAAAGAUGUAAAGUUGCUAAUGAUGACUUCAAGCAUUGCAAAAACAAGAAACUUGUGUGGCUUUUAAAUGGAUAUUGAAAUUUAAACUCCUGUUGUUGACCCAGUGUCAAUAUGGGUUAUGUUAUUCUUCCUAGAAAGCAAUUUAAUCUAAAACAGUUGUACCAAAAGGUCAAAUAUUUUGUUAGGAAAAUUGUACCUAAAGAAAACGCCACUUUUUUUAAUACCGUAAGAGCUAUGCGAGGAUAGAGCUGUCUGGUUGGUAAUGCACUAGAGAGUUUAAUUCAAUUGCCACUGGUCUGGGAUUAAGUAUUUGUCAUUCUCUUAGUACUAAGAGAUGUCCCUAUGCUACUUAAAUGCAUCUUAAUUUAACUGCAGAACAUAUGUGUAACUUGCUGUGUCAAUGAAGGACACCCUCAGACAGUUUGCAACAGGCAUAAAACCUAUUAUUUUAUAAUUAAAAACCAGAACAAAUUAAUCACUUGUCUCUAGUACAAGAUGCCAGUGACAGUUAAAAUCACAGCCUGGUCAAGGAAUUAACUAAUUAUGUGCCGAUAGCUCACGUGUCUGUGAGUCACCUUAGAGGAGAAAAAUAAACAGGUACUAUUUAUGGCACUAAAUAUGGUUAGAGGAAACAUGCUGUCCUUGUCGCGUACUAAUGAACCUUGAAAGGGCUUUGACGUAACCAGAUCAGUCUUGUCCACAAGCAAAGCGUGACAGGUGUUGAAUAAUUCUUGUUGCAAACAGCAAGAAAAGGCUAACAGGCUUUGUACAGUCAUUUAACUCUGAUUCAUUGGUACACAUUUGACUGCUAGUGCAGAAAUGCUUAAAAAAAUAUUAUAUGCAAAUAAAAUUUCAAAGGGGCAAAGAGUA